AUGCCAGGCCAAUUGUCAACGUUGAUUGAGAAGAUCAGAAAGAAGCCUACGCGCGCCAGCGAUGGCAGGUCAGCAGAGGCUUCAAGCGGGGGUGUCAAGGCCAACAACAGGACCAGCGUCAUGAGCGACAUCACCGGUCUUGGUGUUAAGAAUACCAAAUUUGCUCUAGAGGCCAUCACCACCCUAGCUUCUGGUGAACCCCUAGAUGACAAAGACCUGCUCCUCGAGCAUGGCGUCGAGAUGCUGCAGGGCCUGCCCUUGAACAGCGGUCUCAGCGCAAAAGUUUCCGAUGGUUUCAUUAGCAUGCUAUGGAACGACCUGCCACAUCCCACUCCUACACAUGCUGGACCUUCGGCGCGAUACCGAAGUCAUGAUGGCUCAGGGAACAAUCCCCAUCUACCAAACAUGGGCAAGGCGGGGUCGCCGUAUGCGCGCAACGUGCCACCCAUGAAACCGAAAGGACCCAAUCUGCCUGAUGUUGAAGAUGUGUAUGAGGCGCUUCUCAAGCGCAAUGGCCCUUUCCGAGAGCACCCCUCUGGUCUCAACCGCCUGUUUUUCUCUUUUGCGACGAUUGUCAUUCACGAGUGUUUUCAGACCUCGAGAACGGAUCCUUGGAUCAACGAGACUUCUAGUUAUGUCGAUCUCAGCACCCUUUACGGCAACACAGGAAAGGAGCAAAAGCGUGUAAGAACAUACACGAACGGCUUGAUCUUCCCAGAUUCCAUCGCUUCAGAGCGCAUCAUGAUGAUGCCGCCUGGUGUUGUGGCGGUCCUCUUGUUGUUCUCAAGAAACCACAAUCAUGUCGCAGAAUCGCUUCUGGCGGUAAAUGAAGAUGGCAAGUACAAGCCGUGGGAUAGCCUCGAUGAAGAGGGCAAGAAAUGGCAAGACGAGGACAUUUUCCAGAUUACGCGCAACAUCAAUGUUGGAUUCUUCGCGUCAGUUGUGCUCAGAGACUACGUUGCCGCUAUUCUCAACACCCCACGAGCCAACUCUGAAUGGUCUUUGGACCUUGGCAAAGAGAUCAAGGGCAAAAAUGGACGUGUUGAGCGCGGAACUGGUAGUCAUGUUUCUGUCGAGUUCGCCGUUUUGUACCACUGGCACGCAGCCCUUAGCGCAGCAGACGACAAGUGGAUGGAGGACAUCAUCAGAUCUGUAUACCCUGAUAUCCGCCACAUUGACGAUGUCACUAUCGAGAUGUUUCACAAGGUCAUGAAGGUCUGGGGCCAUGAUCUUAUGAAGAAGCAGCCCAGCGAGUGGACUUUUGGAGGCCUUGAGCGAGGCCCUGACGGCAGGUUCAAGAACUCUGACCUAUCUGAACUGAUCAAAGACUGUAUUGAGGAGCCUGCCCAUGCGUUUGGUGCGCAUGGCACGCCUGCCAGUCUAAAGGUUGUUGACCUGAUGGGCCAGUUGCAAGCGCGCGAGAUGUUCAAUGUUUGCACGCUCAACGAGUUCCGUCGCUACCUAAACCUGAAGCCGUACGAUACAUUUGAAGACUGGUGCUCGGACAAAGAGACUGCUCGAGCUGCAGAGCUCUUGUAUGGCCACAUGGAGAACAUGGAGCUAUACCCUGGUUUGAUGGCCGAGUGCACCAAGCCAGCUAUGCCAGGAAGUGGUGUUUGCCCUGGCCAGACCACAGGCAGAGGUAUUUUGGACGAUGCCGUAGCCCUUGUUCGUGGUGACCGCUUCUUGAGCUACGACUUCAAUAGCAAUACCCUGACAAACUGGGGUGCUGCUCUUCUGUCCGAGACCACCCCUGGCGCCUAUGGGGGUGUUCUCCCCAAGCUGAUUUUCCAAGCUCUCCCUGGUGGCUUCAAAGGCACAUCGAGCUAUGCUCUUCUGCCAUUCUACACGCCCAAGGCUGCUCAGGGUAUCCUCAAGGGUAACAAUGUUCUCGACAAAUACGAUACCUCUCGUCCUCCGAGUGGCUACGACAUCGUCAGUGUCCAAACCCAGGAAGGCUGCAAAAAGGUCUUCGAGGAUCGAGAAUCUUUUGUUGUCAUGUACCAGGCUGCAAUCCGUAACUGCACUGCCGGACAUGACUUCAUGAUCGGAUGGGACGAGGCAAAGAAGCACGACGAGCGAUCCAAUAUCCUCCACAAGGUGUUCUUCGAAGAGGGCUUUGAGAAGAACAUUAAUGAUUUCUUUACGACAAACGUGCGAAAUCUCAUCAAGAAGAACUCGCUCAAGGGUGCAAAGGGUAGGAUGAGCAUCGACAUCGUACGCGACGUGACGAACAUCACACCUAUUUUGUGGCUUGCAGAACGUUUUGCACUUCCACUCAAGACUCCAGAACAGCCUCGUGGCUUGUUGUCUAUUCACGAAGCUUUUAUGGCAUACUUGGUACUCUGUAACUGCACAGUCAUGUAUCAAUCCUUCAACAUUAUGCCCCACAACGAGUGGAAGCUUCGUGCUGGCGCCAUGGCAGCUGCAGCGCCCCUUCGCAAAAUCUUCGAGACGCACCUGAAAACGCAAACCGGGCGUCUAGAAACCGUUGUGGACUGGAUGGCUAAGGGCGGAGCCUUUGAAGUAGGCCCACACGCUGAUCGCAUCUACCACGCCUUGGCCGAUACUAAGCUCCCUAUCGGCGACCUGGUUGGUGACUGUAUCGGUAUGGGUGCCCCCGUAGCCGGAAAUUUGACACAACAAGCUUCUCUCCUCAUUGAUCUGUACCUGAAGCCAGAGUACGAGCAGUACAAGAAGAGGAUCGUAGAGCUAUCACACAUGGAUCCCAAGGAUUCUGAUCGUGAACUUCAGGGUUUCGUCUACGAGGGUAUGCGCCAUGUUGGUGUCGUACCAGGUCUCCCUCGUAUUGCAACACGCGAUGUGACAGUCCAAGAUGGCGUCCGCGGCCCUGUCACCGUCAAGAAGGGUCACACAGUGCUCAUUGCUACCUCCAAGGCUGCCAUGGAUCCUCUCGCUUUCCCCAACCCCGAAAUCCUGGACCCUCACCGCUCAUUCAAGGAAUACACUCUUCUUGGCCACGGACUUCACUUCUGUUUCGGCGCACGCCUCGUCGGCCCCUCACUCGCAUCCACCCUGCGUGAGGUCUUCAAGCUACCUAAUGUACGUCGUGCACCCGGUAAGCCAGGCCGAUUCAUUACAACGGAGCACCAUCUUGCGGGUAUUACCAUGCGUCAUUACCUCGAUGGAUCCAGUAAGGAAAGUCCCAUUCCGACAUCUCUACGCCUGCAUUACGACACUGAGGAUACUGCUGUGAAUGGCGUUAACGGACAUAUGAGCAACGGCCAUGCCAAUGCUGGUGGAAGGAACGAGUACGGCAACGCAUACACGAUUGCACCUUAG
Bipolaris zeicola 26-R-13 is the source of this 3303-nucleotide messenger RNA. RefSeq lists its product as uncharacterized. Gene Ontology annotation, biological process: response to oxidative stress. The record is from RefSeq and is a predicted model, not a curated record. Lineage: Eukaryota; Fungi; Ascomycota; Dothideomycetes; Pleosporales; Pleosporaceae. The coding region runs from base 1 to 3303 and encodes 1100 amino acids. The transcript is spliced from 4 exons. Gene Ontology annotation, molecular function: oxidoreductase activity, acting on paired donors, with incorporation or reduction of molecular oxygen; iron ion binding; monooxygenase activity.